Messenger RNA from Tilletiaria anomala UBC 951, 2667 nucleotides. RefSeq lists its product as uncharacterized. Gene Ontology annotation, biological process: zinc ion transport; transmembrane transport; intracellular zinc ion homeostasis. The transcript is spliced from 5 exons. Gene Ontology annotation, cellular component: Golgi apparatus; membrane. The coding region runs from base 84 to 2639 and encodes 851 amino acids. Gene Ontology annotation, molecular function: zinc ion transmembrane transporter activity. The record is from RefSeq and is a predicted model, not a curated record. NCBI's taxonomy places the organism in Eukaryota, Fungi, Basidiomycota, Exobasidiomycetes, Georgefischeriales, Tilletiariaceae.
GCAAGCAACCCUCCUUGCGAUUGGUGAACACUUCAUGUCAGACUCCCAGAGACAAGGUCUGGCGCUCGGUCAAGGAGGGAAAUAUGGUCUCCGCUGCAGCAUAUUCCGACCCGCGCACUCGCGGGCGCGUCAAGAUCGAGAGCAGCAGCGAUGGCAUCGGCUUCGGGGGGACCUCCGGGGUGUCGCGAAUCCCAACGGAUCUGCUGCUGGGCCAGGUGUUCACCAAGACGCUCCUGGCCUCUUCGGCGCUGCUCGCGAGGCACUGGCUGCUCAUGGGGCAUAGUGAGGCGCUGCAUCAUGCUACGACGGCGCCUGCUGCCUCUGUCGCGAGCAAGGCGAGCGGCGGGUUGACGAGCCUGACAGGCUCCAUGGUGCGCGACGGCAGCAUCAGCGUGUGGGCCGUCGCGACGAUCGUCUUCUCCAUAGCUUCGCUCAUUCAAGGCAUAUGGCUGCGGACCUGGACAUGGUUGCCUGUCAUACAGCGGGCAGAUGCAAAAGUGGAGAAAUUGCUUCCUAAAUUCAGCAUGCUCGCGCUGACCAUGUUCGUACACAUGCUGGUAUGGCUCAUGGCGCUGAAGCGGCUGCCGGCUGCUACUGUUAUUAUCUUUACACAAUUCUGCGAGAUUUGGGCAAGUGACCUUGUCAAGUCAAUGCGAGGGAGGAGUUAUGGCGGCUACACGGUCCUAGUCGCACUUGGGCUUUCCUACAUCUUCACCGUGGCGAAAGGUACCAGUGCGCCAACCAGCUUCGACCACAUCUCGCUCUUUGCAGAUGACGACGAUGAGGACAUUCCGGUUUCCUUGCAACGCAUACGAUCCGCCGGACUCGUUCUGCCAUCUGCACUGGGUGGAGCUUCCGCUUUGGCAGAGAAGAAUGCGGCGCUCUUCUCUCCCAGCUCGGCGUUCCUCGGACAUGUCCUGCUGCUCAUGUAUGCUCUUUUGACGCUAGAAAAGGAGCGCGGGACCAAUGCCGCCGGUUCUGUCGUCGGCGGCAGGAGACGUGCGCAGGUUAUUGCAGGAACCUUGACCGCCAUCGUCACCUUGCCGUUAGGCUUGCUAGGCUCGAUCUUUGGACUUUCGACGCUCCCUCCCCUGCAAUCGCUCGCUCCGUAUCUGUUCGCAUCAUCGCAGAGCGGCGUACGAUCUGCCCACUUGGCUGCCUACGUGCUGCUUGCAUUGGCAGCACUAGUGCUCGAGCCUCUUAUCACUGGCGCGUUAGAGCCACACGGAAGCGCAUACACCCGCGUUUUCCAUGGCUGGAUGUUGUGUGCAAUCGGCACAAUCGUCAUCGGAUAUAUCGGCUUCGCCGUGCGCUCUUCGUUCGCCGAGGUGUUCGUCGGGGCUCUCGUCUGUUGGAGUCUGGCCAUGAUCCUCUCUUCCUCGCCCUACUUCCAGGCAAAUGCUUACAGACAGGCCGGCGCUUCGGACGCCUCCCUUGCUGGGCAUCAGCGCUCACCUUCCGACGCAUCAGCGCUCGCUGGCCUUGCCCGGAGCGUUCAAGAUUUCUUCUCGGCCUCGCAAAAGCACAUCCGCAGCAUCCUCGCCAACCCAGAUUCUCGCAGCAUCUUCCAAUUCUUAUGCCUCAACUUGGCCUUCAUGGGCGUGCAGCUCGCAUGGGGCGUCUGGACCAAUUCGCUUGGUCUGAUCUCCGAUGCCAUUCACAUGUUCUUCGAUUGCGCUGCCAUCGGCAUGGGCCUCUUCGCGAGCGUCAUGGCGACGUGGAAGACGGAUAGCAGCUUCACCUUUGGUUACUCUCGCGUCGAGACUCUGUCCGGUUUUGCCAACGGCGUCUUCCUCAUUCUCAUCUCCAUCUUUAUCGUCUUUGAGGCUAUUCAGCGCAUCAUCGAGCCACCGGAGAUGCACAACACCAUGCAGCUGCUCAUCGUCAGCGGAAUGGGUCUGGGGGUGAACUUGUUCGGCAUGUUUGCCAUGGGUGGCCAUCAUCAUCACCACCAUGGUCACUCGCACGGUCACGGGCACGAUCACCACCAUCACGGCCACGGCCACGAUCACGGUCAUGGUCAUGGCCAUUCUCACAACAUGAUGGGUGUGUAUCUGCACGUGAUGGCAGAUACGCUCGGCUCCGUCGGCGUCAUCGUCAGCACACUCUUGAUCAAGCAGUUCGGCUGGACCGGCUUUGAUCCCAUCGCAUCGCUCUUUAUUGCUUUCUUGAUCGUUGCCUCUGUCAUUCCUCUCGUGCUCGAUGCUGGACAUAUUCUGUGCCUUGAUAUGGGCGACGAAAAGGGGCAGCAAGUUGCAACCGCCCUAGGGAAUCUCGCUUCUAUCAAAGGCGUGGCGUCAUAUUCUUCGCCGCGGUUCUGGCCAAAAGAUGCCGAAUCGAUCGUCGGCACCAUUCAUAUUCAAGUUGUGGACAGCGAAGUUCUGAGUGGAAAGGGCGGAAUCACAGCAGAGCAGAUUGCAGCCGAAGUCGAACAAGUGCUCAAAGGUCGGAUAGAAGGUCUAGAGAGCAUCAGCGUCCAAGUGGACCGACAGCCCCAAGCUCAAUCAUCCCAGAUCAACGAGCAAACGACGAUGCCCCAGUCGCAACUGCACCCUCAUCCUCAUCAACGCCAUUCGCACAGUCAUAACAACGGCUCUGUUGCUCUCACUCCUGAGGCUGUACACUCCAGUGUAUUUUAAAAGACUCUUGUCUGCAUUUCCAUCAUUU